AUGAGCCACAAAAGCAGUCAAUCGGGAAGUGCACCCGAUACGGUGACGAUAGCCGUGCUUGGUGUGAGUGGUACGGAACGAGUUAAAGGUGCCUAUGGGGCGGAUUUUAGCGGAUCACCAGUGAUCAAUAACGAUCAUUGGUUGUAUUGGGGUGAAGCAUUGCUCAACAACGAUGACCUUUAUGCUAAUGCUAACGUCAGAUUAAUCGAACAAACCGAAUUUGUGGACGAUGAGACGUUCGAAGCGCUGUCUGGUGCGAAUGAGGAAUAUGCGAAACGUGCAACCAGAUUGAAAUUGGAAAGUGCUGAUAAAUUGAUGUAUAUUUGUAAGGUGAAUUGUCAGCAUAUUAUAUCGUUGUUGAUUAUUUCAUUAGCGCUUUGA
Messenger RNA from Anisakis simplex (herring worm), 381 nucleotides. The record is from the annotation of a GenBank genome assembly. Lineage: Eukaryota; Metazoa; Nematoda; Chromadorea; Rhabditida; Anisakidae.